Molecule: messenger RNA, 517 nt
Organism: Cladocopium goreaui
Lineage: Eukaryota; Dinophyceae; Suessiales; Symbiodiniaceae
Source: the annotation of a GenBank genome assembly
GGGGUGUUGAAGCUGGCGCAAUGCUUCAACAACUUCGAGAGAAAGUGCGCAGCCGAUUCCAGGUUUUCCAAUGGAUGAGCUAAAUCUCUCCGUUUGUGUCCUCGAUGCCGGCAGCAUGGCAGAGGAGAACUUAGAUCACUUCGAGCUGGUGUCUCGCAUCCGAGCAGCGGUGCUGAGAUUGCAACAAGAUGGCUUGAAGGUCAUUGUCGUUGAUCCGAAGGACGAGCACUGGGAAAGGCUGCGGCAACGGGACGACUGGCCUGCUCAGCCUGCCAUCGACUUUUCCAGAUGCACAUUCAUUUCGGCUUACAAUGAACCUACUAUUGUGGAUGCUCUGGAGGCAGUUGAAUUUAAUGAUUUUUCGUUUUACGCGACCUCCUUUGACGUUGAGAGUUUGAUCGCAGAUUGGCGGCUGCCGCACUCCACACAAGACUGGCUGCAACGCUAUCGGAAAAGGCUCGAGGUAAUAUUUCACUUUGACACUUGGCAAUAUAUUAUUCUGAUUGGGGAAUGGUAA